AUGCAGGUGAAGUCCCUGGAGCUGCAGAAGCACCUGGCAGCAGUAUCCGAGCGGCAGCAGUCGGCUCUGCGGCGGAACCAGUCCUACCGCCGGGAAUUCCGCCGGCUGCAGGAGCACAUGGACACCACAGGUUUGGAGAUGAUCCGCAAGAUGGAAGCGUGGUAUGGAAGGGAAAUUAAAAGCCUGUUAUCCCUUCAAGAGGGCAGCUUGUCAGCAGGAGGUGACAAGGAGGAAGGAUCCAGCGAGCAGAACACUCUAAUGAUAACCAGAGCGAUGGGGUUUGUCCCUGGAGGAUGGUGGGAGCCUGCCCUCCAAACCAGGCGAGGACUGAAGGUGCCACAGGCUGGAGGACGGGCGGGAAUUGGCACCGAGGCAGCUGUGCCAAGAGAACGGUUCCAUCCAGCCACAGCCUUCCUGGGCUGCCCCACCCCAGCUGUCUCGGCCACGGGAGGUUUGGGAACGCAGCAGGAGCCCUCCCAGCCCCCAUUCCCUGAGGGAUGUGGUGCCCAGAGCCAGAGCAGCGCUGCUGGAGAGACCGAGGGGUCCCUGGAGGGAGCACACGGGGACCUGGCUGCCAGCGAGGAAGGCUCUGAGCAGCUCCCCUCCUCAGCUCCUGACCCCACACCAGCCACCCCCGAGGAGGGACAGCUGCAGGGAGGUGUUCCAGAAUCAAAGUCUGUGCUGAGUAACUGGUGGGCUGGCCCAGAGGAGAGCAGUGCAGAGCUCCUGGUGUCCAGCAGUGCCGAGGAGGGGGUGACCCCCAGCACUGCCAGCGCGCAGCAGGAGCGGGACGGGGAUACCCAGGCUGGGGAGGGCUCCCCACUGCCCCCACUGAGCCCUACCCUGGCACAGCAGGAGCCCUGGGGCAGCUCAGCACCACACAGGGACAUGGAUGUGCUGCAGAGUCACCUGAGCCACCAUUCCCUGUUCCUGGAGCAGCACCGGGCUCGGGCCCCGGAGGGAGCAGCAGAGAUGUCUGACGACCUGCUGGCUUUGGGCAAGGAGGCACAGGACGGCCAGGCUCUGCCGGUGCUGAGAGAGGCCCUUCCAGGAGAGCGUGGGGAUGGGUCACCUGUCCAGGGUGAAGAGUCGUCCUGCAGUCUGCCAUCGAUCCCGACAGACGGCGGGGAAGGGGGGCAGGUGGAACACACUGCCUGGCUCACUGGCACGGGAGAACCAGGUCGGGAUAUGGACGAUGACAGUUCCAGAGCGAGUGACAGCCGGGAGGCACCUCUGGAGACCAGCUCUUCGUCGGAUGGAAUAGUCCUUCCCUUCUCCAGGACUGAGACACGGAAGGAGAAAGUAACUGCCAUAAAAUCCAAAGCUUUCUGGGGUGAAUCCGACGACAGCAGCUCUGAGCUCGAGGCCGCCCUGCGCCCGCAGACCCACAGCGCCCAGUCAGACGACUUCGAUGACUUCUAUGCUUGAGGUUCCCUGCUGGCUUCUGGGGAGAAGCAGAAGCGUUUCAGAGCCCACUCACCCUCAAAGUGAGUGUGCUGUGGGCUGAAGCACUGCUCGUCACUUUACGGGCAAAGGAAAUGUAAAUACCAAAUAAACAUCACGGGUCCUA
Molecule: messenger RNA, 1570 nt
Organism: Manacus vitellinus (golden-collared manakin)
Lineage: Eukaryota; Metazoa; Chordata; Aves; Passeriformes; Pipridae
Gene: KIZ
Product: kizuna centrosomal protein
Exons: 10
Coding region: 1-1428 (475 amino acids)
Biological process (GO): spindle organization
Cellular component (GO): centrosome
Source: RefSeq, a predicted model, not a curated record